This is a messenger RNA of Amblyraja radiata (thorny skate), 2087 nucleotides long. RefSeq names its product cilia and flagella associated protein 100 (gene cfap100). The transcript is spliced from 15 exons. The coding region runs from base 88 to 1851 and encodes 587 amino acids. NCBI's taxonomy places the organism in Eukaryota, Metazoa, Chordata, Chondrichthyes, Rajiformes, Rajidae. The record is from RefSeq and is a predicted model, not a curated record.
CCACCAAUUAAACUCUUGACGACGAAGAUUCUCAGUCUCUGUUGCUUCUGUGCAGGUCCUGUCUGUGAGGAAAAAACACCUUGAAACAUGGCUUCUGAAACAGGACAGUCCACCCCGAAGCUGGCAGAGGCAGUGAGCUCGCAGAAAGCCUUGGUAUCACAGGCGAGCUUGCAGUCUACGGAGAAACAAGAAGAAAAGGCAGACGUGCCCAAAGUCCCAGACUGCGUUCGGCGGCUAAAAGCAAAUCGUAACCCGUUCAAGCUGCCCCGUGAUUGUGAUAUCUUUACCCUUCGCGAUAUCGAGAGGGAAGAGAAAAGAAAGGAAAAAGAGGAACAAAAGAAAUUGAAGAUUUACGAGAAGGUUACGUACGCCGCUCGUGUGAACGCGAAACACGGCAGACCACAGGUGGAGGAGGUGGAGCUGGAAGCUGACCCCGAUGCAGAACACCGAGCCAACGUGAAGAAGCUCUCUGCGUUAAAAAGUGACCCCUCGUGGAAGGUUAAAGUCACGAGAGAUCGUCACAUCGAGAAGGAAACGUUGAAUGAUUACAUCAACAAGAAGCGGGAGAUGUUUACCCUUGAGUACUCGCUGACCAUGAAGAAGGAGGAGAUCAGGAAGCUGGAGGAGGCGGCAGCGGUGGAGGAGCUGAAGCUGCAGACGGCGGAGCGUUACCUGGAGGAGGACGCGGCCAUGUUCGACGAGUUCCUCAAGGAGAACGACAAGAACUCUGUGCAAGCAAUGCAGAUAGCGGAGCAGGAAACCAAAAUGAAGCUGGAGAAAGUUGCAGAGUUGAAGAAGCUUUCCACCCAACUGAUGGCCGUGAAGAAUGAUAUCGUCAAGUUUGAGGAGACACUGAAGGAUUACCGUGUGUACAGGGAUUUUUUGAUGAAACUAUCCCCCAAGGAGUGGAGAGACGACAGAGAGAAAAAGAAGAAGGAAAUAAAGCUGGCAAAAGUCAGUUCCAGAGAAGUUGCCAGAAAACUACCUCCGCCAGUCAUUUCACGCCAAGCCAGUAAGACGGGCAUGCACUCCAUAUCAAUCAUGCGACAGGGAUCGAUAGGACCCAAGAUCGCCACAGACUGGAGGAAGAGCAGUGCAGUUUCCAUCGAGUCGAAGUCCGAAGAACAGGAGUGGUCUGAUAGUGAUGAGGAGCCGGAACUUUACUUCACGGAUCCCAAGCAGCUGCUGGACAUCUACACGGAGCUGGAGGAGCAGAACCUGUCCCUCAUCUUGAACUCCCAGGAGACCGAGGAGGCGGUGGAAGAGAUCAAGCAGGCCAUGGCAAAUGCACAGCAUAAAAUGACCUGCGAGACGGAUUUCCUGAAGCAGCAGCUGAACGUAUUGAACGAGGCAGUGGCCAAGGAGGAGAGCAGGGCUGCUGAGCUGGAGCUGAAGGCCAAGAUGUUCUCCUUCAGCCAGAACACCAUCGAGGAUCAGGAUAAAAUGCUGGAGGCUCUGGAUCAGAAGGUGAUGGAGGUUUACCGGUCGUGCAUCGGAGAGAACGAGGCCAACAUGAGCACGCUGCAGAUGCUGACCAGCAUCGAGAACUACCUGGAGGACCUGUUUGAAAGCAUGGAGAAACUGCCCCGGGAGAAGGUGGAAUUGGCCGAGAAGAACAAGGAUAAGGAGAGGAGGAUGAGGUUGAGGGAGGAGAAACUGAGGGAAGAGAAGCUUCACCAAGAGGAACGGGUCCAUCGGGCAAUGCUCAGAUCACAGGCCGAACACCAGAAGAAGACGGGUCGGAGGUUGGUGUAUCGGUCUGAGCCCCCCCCGAUAAAGGAAUCGAAGCAGCAAGUCCAAGACACCACUGACCAGCAGAAGGAGGAGGAGGAGUACUACUUCAGCAUGUAAACACCACCGGCGCUGAAGGUACGACUGUGAACUUGUGCCUCCACGUUGAACACUCUGCUGGCUGAGUCGAGCAGUUCAGGCAGGCUGUGACCUUUGCAACCCAUCAACUUGUUUCCAAAGACUUGUGCAGCUCACCCCGAGGGGUGGGGAGAGCAGGAUUCGACACCCAGCUCGUGCAGAUUUAAACGUUUGUGUUUCCCGCAAUGGUUAUUAAAGAUAAGGUUACCCCUCCCUUU